Molecule: messenger RNA, 3007 nt
Organism: Anarrhichthys ocellatus (wolf-eel)
Lineage: Eukaryota; Metazoa; Chordata; Actinopteri; Perciformes; Anarhichadidae
Product: neural cell adhesion molecule L1-like
Exons: 20
Biological process (GO): brain development; axon guidance; cell-cell adhesion
Cellular component (GO): plasma membrane; axon
Molecular function (GO): cell-cell adhesion mediator activity
Source: RefSeq, a predicted model, not a curated record
AUAACCUUCUGCUUUGUGUUUUCAGCUCGACCAGUUCUUCUGAAACAGCAGGAAGUACAUAAGACAGCUCACGAGGGAGACAGCAUCAUCCUGUCCUGCAACCCUCCAAAGAGCUCCACUCCUCCGCACAUCCACUGGAUGGACUUGAACAUGGUGCACAUCAAGCAGAACGACAGAGUGAUGGUCGGCCUGGACGGGAACUUGUACUUUUCAAAUCUGCUGAAGAGCGACAGCAGAGACGACUACGUCUGCAACGCCCAGUACCUAGUGGCCAGGACUAUCCUCCCUAAUACGGCCGUCACCCUCACUGUCAUGCCCAGUAAUGACGUCUCUAAUGCCAGGAAACCCCACCUCUUCCGUCCCAUUGGCUCCCACACCUCUGUGUUGGCCCUCAGGGACCACAGCGUCACCCUUGAAUGUAUCCCCAAAGGCCUACCCACGCCGAAGGUGGAGUGGAAAAAGAAGGACGGCAGCCUGGACGAGACGAGCGGCCUCGUGGAGUCCCACAACCGUUGGCUCCACUUCGACAGCAUCACCCAGAACGAUGACGGCGAGUACGAGUGCCGGGCCUUCAACAUCCACGGCUCCACCGCGCACUCCUUCACCCUCACCGUGGAAGCCUCUCCUUUCUGGGUGAAGGAGCCUCAGAACCUGCUGUACUCUCCCGGGGAAACCGUGCGACUGGACUGUCAGGCUGAAGGCAUCCCGACCCCCAUCAUCACCUGGAGCAUCAACGGUCAGCCGGUCACAGAGGUGGAUGAGGACCCUCGGCGGAGCGUGUCGGGGGGUGUGUUGAUACUGAGGGACGUCGUGUUUGCAGACACCGCCGUGUAUCAGUGCGAGGCCACCAACAAACACAGCUCCAUCCUCCUCAACACCUACCUCUACGUCGUCGAGCUCCCUCCUCAGAUCCUGUCCUCUGACGGGGUGGUGUACAGAGUCACUGAGGGCGGAGACAUCAUGCUGCACUGUGAAUCCUUCGGCUCGCCUCGACCACACGUCACAUGGGAGGGGGAGGACCGGCCUCCUCUGCUGUCGGACCCUCGCGUCGCCCUGCUGACCAACGGGUCGAUCACGCUGUCCAGCGCUGGCCAAGAAGACGGCGGAGAGUACACCUGCUCCAUCCAACACAGCAACAUCUCCGUCACCGCUCACCUGGUGGUCUACAACCGGACCGUGAUGCUGACGGGUCCGCAGGACGUGCGCGUGCUCAGAGGAACCAGCGCUCUGCUGGACUGUCGCUUCUACAAAGACCCUCAGCUGCUCAAGUACCAGAUCGUCUGGAGGAGAGACGGACACAAGCUGCAGGAGUCGUCACCAGAUGACAAGUACACGUUCUUUGAGAAUGGCACCUUGAAAGUGUCGGACAUCCAAUCAGACGACAGCGCGUCUUAUUCCUGUGAGGUCUUCACUGACCUGGACCACGUAAAGGCCAGUGGCUCCAUCACUGUCGUAGCUCGACCAGACCGUCCCAAAGAUCUGUCUCUGUCUGAUGUUGACGACCGCAGCAUCACUCUGAGCUGGAUCCCAGGACACACACACAACAGCCCCACCACAGAGUUCAUCGUGGAGGUGAGGGAGGAGCAGCACAGCGAGGAGGACCGGUGGAGCUGGGGGAAGCUGAAGAGCGUUCCCGGGGCCUUCAACCACGUGGAGCUGAGCCUCGACCCGUACUGCACCUACCGCUUCAGGGUCAUCGCCGCCAACGACAUCGGCCUCAGCGACCCCAGCAAGCCCUCGGACCACCACAGCACGCCGCCGGCCGUUCCUGCGAUGAACCCCAGCGGUGUGCGCAGCGAGUCCACCGACCCAAAGACUCUGACCAUCACAUGGGAGGAGAUGGACAAGCGCUCCCAUAAUGGCCAGGGCUUCCAGUACAAGGUGUUUUGGCGGAAGGCCGGAGGGACGGAUGUCCGCUGGAACCACGCCGACGCACAGGCUCCGCCCUUCUUGCUGAACAACACGGGGACCUACGAGCCCUUCGAAGUCAAAGUCCAGGCGGUGAACUCACUCGGAGAGGGACCGGCACCGGAGCCAGAGAUCGGACACUCGGGAGAGGAAGAGCCAGAGGAAGCUCCCACUGGAGUCUCCACAGCCGUGAUGAACAGCACCAUCAGAGUCCAGUGGAACGAAGCCCAGAACGUCCGAGGUCUGCUGCAGGGAUACAAGAUCUACAUCAGGAGGUUGGGUCCACGCGGCGGUCGCGUCCGGAGGUCUCUCGGAAAACUGCACGGGGAGAAACAUAAAGAGGGCAAGCUGGAGCGAGGGAAGGAGAGCGAGAUGGAGAGGAAGUUGGAGGUGGUGGUGGUCAACGGCACGAAGACCUCAGAGGAAGUGACGGGGCUGCAGCUGUAUAUGCGGUAUGAGCUGUCCGUCACCGUCUUCAACAGCAAAGGGGAGAGUCCUCACUCCCCACCGCACCACUUCAGCACCCCAGAGGGAGCGCCUGGUCCUCCGGCAUCGUUGAGGUUUGAGAGUCCCUCAGAGAAGGUCCUGAUCCUCUACUGGACCCCUCCAGAUGAAACCAAUGGCGUCCUGCUGGGAUACAAGGUCCAGUUCCAACAGGAGGUGGAGAGCAAAGACAGCCUGUGGAAGAUGGAGACCAUCAUCGACCCCAGUGUGACUCACUUUGAGCUGGACUCUCUGGACCCCAGCAGCCAUUACAACUUCCACGUGAUCGCUUACACCGCCGCCGGAUACGGACCUUCUAUCGCGCGAAGUGGCGCCACCCUGCUGGAAGGAGUUCCUCCGUCCCACGUCAGCAUAGUUCCCAGUAACACGUCGCUCAACCUGAGCUGGGUGCCCGGAGAGCGAGACAGGAACCACGGCUUCGUCAUCCGCUACCUCAGGAAGAGUCCCGGGUGCGAGUGGACGGACUCGGAGGUGGUGAACUCCACGCAGGGUUUCUAUUCGCUGACAGGCCUCCAGCCCGGAUCCCAGUACCACCUCAUGAUCAAACACGGGAACGACACUCAGUGGGAAAACACGACGUGGACCGUCGGACCAG